CUAUAUUUGUAGGAUUUCUAUAGAUGCGAGGAUGGAAAGUUGGAGGAGGCACGAGCAGUUGUCAACAAAUAUUGGCCGAAGCUUGUGCAUAAUCUGAUGCACGAGGCACGCCCUUUAGCCAUCCGCAAAUAUAUGGCAACUCAAGGCUAUAAGAGUCUUGAUAAGAAAGCUGGUAGGAGACUCCGUCUUGAGAAGGACAAGUACAUGCAGGUUACUCCGAGAUGGUGCGUCGAUAAGGGGGAGUGUUGGGAGCGGAUCGUGGACUAUUGGUGUUCCAAAGAGUACAGGGCGAAAAACAAAGACUAUAGAAAUCGGCGAGCCGGAAUGCUGGAUCCACUACAUCAUCAAGGCAACUUGAAUGUUAUGGAGUACGGUGAAUGUUGGGCGUCUCACCAUAAUGCUCCAGUGCCCAACCUUUUCGUCUCGUAUGCUUUGGCCCAUAAGGCACCGUACAGAACAGCCACGCCUUACGAUGAGAAUGACACAGCGUCCGCGUACUCCAGCAAGACCACCUACGAUCGGAUGGAGAAAUUUAAAGGGGUGGCAAAAGGGUUGAAAGGGCCCGAGUAUGAUGUGACAACAGAGCCUCUUGACCACGCUUUGGUCAUGAUCUCUGGAGAAGGCAGGAAACAUGGCAAGGAAGCAAUUGCAGGAGGCAUGUUCCCUAGCUCCUCCCGUAGCUCUCUCCCUGAAUACAAAGCUCGGUUACGUAUCUCAAAAUCUUCUACAUAUAAACGCUCGACUCCAGCUAUGGUUAAGAUGGAGGCCCGACUGGCGGAGGAGAGGCGAGUGGCGACAGAGGAGAGGGAGGAGGAGAGGCGAGUGGCAGCGGAGGAGAGGCGACUGGCUGAUGAGAGGAUGCAGCAAGUGGUGCAGCAGGCGGUGUUGGCACAAACUAGUCAAUGCUUUGCAAUGUUUGCGGCUUAUUGUACCCAGAAUGGUAUGCCCGCUAUGCAGAUGCCUCAAUCAGGCCAUGGAUCUAAUGUUGAUGGAUCUUCACAUGCACGAGGCCCAAGCGACAAUAACCUUGGUGGUUCUCCGAAUGUUUGAGAUCGAGUAUGGUUGCCACCUGGAUGCUCUUUGGACUACGACAUGGACAUGAAGGAAUUUGUUGUAGUGCCAAAUCUUACGUAGUGAUGCCAUCUUUGUUCAUUGUGUAUUAUAUGCUGUGGAACUUUGUUUUGGGACUAUAUGCUAUGGAACUUUGUCCCGGGACUAUAUAUAUGCUAUGGAACUUUGUUUUGGGACUAUAUAUAUGCUAUGGAACUUUGUUUUGGGACUAUAUGCUAUGGAACUUUGUCCUGGGACUAUAUAUAUGCUAUGGAACUUUGUCCUGCGACUAUAUAUAUGCUAUGGAACUUCGUUCUUAUA
Messenger RNA from Triticum dicoccoides, 1371 nucleotides. RefSeq lists its product as uncharacterized. The record is from RefSeq and is a predicted model, not a curated record. Bases 97 to 1050 code for a protein of 317 amino acids. Gene Ontology annotation, biological process: transposition. The transcript is spliced from 6 exons. NCBI's taxonomy places the organism in Eukaryota, Viridiplantae, Streptophyta, Magnoliopsida, Poales, Poaceae.